AUGAAUAAAAUUUGCAAAAGUUUUAUAUCCAUGCUAAGUCAUGGCCACAUCCAAAAAACCUAUACCUCAGCUGCCGUUUUAGGUAGAAAUCUAUCGUUUAAAAGCGAUUUGUCGUUGGACAAACUCUAUCCCGGCAGUCGUUUGCAAAUGUACACGCCGCCACCGCCCGCCAAUAAAGAUGAGAAAUUUUCCGGUUUUAUACCAAUAAAUAAAUUGGAAAUUACCUACAGUCGCAGUUCGGGACCGGGUGGUCAACAUGUCAAUACGGUCAAUACAAAAGUUGAUGUACGUUUUAAAUUGUCCGAAGCCGAUUGGAUACCAGAGAAAACACGUCAAAAGCUUUUAAAUUCGCUGCAAAAUAAAAUCACCAAAGAAGGCUACUAUGUUGUCAAAAGUGAUUUGACCCGUUCCCAGCAAAUGAAUUUGGCCGAUGCCUUGGAGAAAUUACGUGCCCUUAUUAGAGAAUAUGAAAUUGAGGCUCCACCACCAUCCGAAGAGACUUUGGAAAAACUGCGUAAGAGACAAGAAAAAGCCGCCCGUGAACGUCUCUUUCAAAAACGCCAAAGAUCACAAACCAAGGCUGAUCGCCAAGGACCAUCAUUAGCUGAUUUAUAAAAAAAU
Molecule: messenger RNA, 621 nt
Organism: Musca vetustissima
Lineage: Eukaryota; Metazoa; Arthropoda; Insecta; Diptera; Muscidae
Product: large ribosomal subunit protein mL62-like
Exons: 4
Coding region: 1-615 (204 amino acids)
Biological process (GO): mitochondrial translational termination
Cellular component (GO): mitochondrial large ribosomal subunit
Molecular function (GO): translation release factor activity
Source: RefSeq, a predicted model, not a curated record